Linum tenue is the source of this 2213-nucleotide messenger RNA. Lineage: Eukaryota; Viridiplantae; Streptophyta; Magnoliopsida; Malpighiales; Linaceae. The record is from the annotation of a GenBank genome assembly.
GACCCCCUCUCUCUCUACCGCCUUUUCCUAGUUUUGCCAGCCACAACCCUCAUGGAGUCAUGGUUCUGAGGGAGGGAAUAAUCAUUCUCAUUUUCCUCUCUAUAGAUUUCUCAACCUCUACUCUCUGUUCCCCCUCACUUGCUAAAAAAACACCCAAUACCUCACCCAAAUCUCACAUUCUUUUUUACUGCUUCCCCUUCACUUCCCUCUCCCAUCCCAUGGAUGCUGCUGCAGUCAAUUUAUGAGCCUUUGGUACCACCUUCUCUUCUGCAGCAGCUCUCCCUCACCAGUCAGUUAAAAACACCUCUGCAUCCAAUUUUCACUGUAUACAUCACCAUUUUCAGAGGGUCCCUUUGUUUCAGAUAUCACUCUCUCUGUGGCCUUUCUUUCUUUCUUCCAUUUGGGUCAGAGAGCUUUCAAGCAAGCUGUUGGGAGCAGCUGCCCACUCUUUCUUUAAAUGUGUCCUCUCAACUUGCUUAUGUUACUCCUUGAAAAAAUUUACCUUGCAAUCUUCGGUUAGUCUCUACUCUCUUGGCUUCUUCCUCCUCAUUUCCCUCCCUUGAGAUCUGAUAAUUUUUUGUUAUAUAAAUCUCCUUUAUGAACCCCAAUCUACCAUAUGGUCUAGUCAAUUUGUGGACCAGUUUUUUUUCUUACAUUCUGGAUUUGGGUUUUGGACCAUUCUAUUCUCUAAAUCAUAUCAUCCACCAUCUCAAUCUCAGGUUGAUAGAGGAAGUGAAAACAGAGUGACAUUGUUGGUUACCUGCUCUGUUUGUGAGAGAGGGGGAAAAAAAAAGAAGAAGAUGAGAUCUGUUGAGGAUAAGGCUGAGAUUUCGACCAGUAACGGCACGAUUAGCUUCGAGUUUCACAAAGGCAGCAGGACGAACAAGUCGGGCGGCGGCGGUGGUGGUUCCGGUGGUCAGAAUCGUCAGCAGCACCACCGAAUUGCUUUGGGGAAGCCGGCGCCGUCGAAAUGGGACGACGCCCAGAAAUGGCUGGUGGGGUUGUCUCGCGGCGGAGGAGAAAAGGGUCACGGCGGCCAGCAGCCGAGGAACUCCAACGCCGACGACCGGCGGUUGAUCGCUCCGGUCCCUCAGCAGGAGGAGGAGGAGUAUCCGGGAGAGAACGGCGGCGGGGAGUCCGGCGAGGAUCGGAUUUUCACGACGAAGAAAGUGGAAUGCAACGAGUCGAUUUGGAGGGCGAACAAGCCGCCGGCCGCCGGCGUUCAGAGCUCUGCUCCGGCUCCGCCGCCGAUCAGAUCGAUUUGCGUCAGGGAUAUGGGGACGGAGAUGACCCCGAUUGCGAGCCAGGAGCCGUCGAGGGCCGCGACUCCGAUCAGGGCCACCACGCCGGCGGCGAGGAGCCCGAUCUCGUCGGGAUCGACCACUCCGGUGAGAGGGGCCCACAAUGGGUACCAAAUUGGUACAGACGCGGCUGCCAAUGGCGGGGGCGGCGGCGCUGCCUCUAGGGUUUAUUACGGCGAGACGAAUGGUAUUGGUACUUCUCCGGUUGUUGUCACGAAGGUGGAGGAUUCGAGUCACCGUGACCGUGAUGAGACGACAACUGGGGUCAUGAGUCCGUUGGAAGCGAGGGCGGCGGCUUGGGAUGAGGCUGAGUGUGCUAAGUACAUGGCAAGGUAUAAACGUGAGGAGGUGAAGAUUCAAGCGUGGGAGAAUCAUGAGAAGAGGAAAGCAGAGAUGGAAAUGAGGAAGAUGGAGGUGAAAGCGGAGAGAAUGAAGGCUCGAGCACAGGAGAAACUGAGCAAUAAACUGGCGACAACGAAGCGAGUUGCUGAAGAGAAGCGAGCGAAUGCUGAGGCGAAGCUGAAUGAGAAAGCUGUGAGGACUUCGGAAAGGGCUGAUUACAUCAGAAGAACAGGGCACUUGCCUUCCUCAUUCUCCUUUAAGCUCCCUUCGCUUUGCUGGUAAAAACAAGAAAAUGGAGUGGUAAAAAAAUUAAGGGGGAAAUGUAUUUCAGAUCAAUCUUUCAACCAUUGUAUGACUGUGGACAUUGAUGCUUUUUUUUUCUUUUCUUGUAUAAGAAUAAGAAAGUGUAACUUUUGUGGGAAUGUGGGUUUGUGUUCCUUCUUGAUAAGUGAAAAAAAUUGCUGGCCUUUAGUGUGUUCAGUUUUGUGUUUAAUAUUGUCAACCUGCAAGUCUAUCGGAAUUUGGUCGAGCUAGUGGGUUAAGGGUUAAUGGAUCACCUGGUUUAGCUCG